GUGGAGGUGGGUUGGUUACUGAACUCGCUCUGUGCCGGCAGUGUCCAGAACACGUAACAGGAGGUAGCUGAGACAAAAGAAGAAUCUCGGGUACUUCAGUCGGAAAGGACAGCAAGCAUGAAGCACAGGCCAAGCGCACUGCUGGCGUUGGUGUGGGCGGGGAUGUGGGGUUUGGUCUUCGCCACGCCCGUCAAUAACGCCCACGGAAGAAACCCUGCCAGCCCCCCGGGAAGCAAGCUGCUCUACAUUAUGUUGGAUGGCUUCCGUUGGGACUACGUGGACCUGCAGAGCGCCGCCGUCCUCCCCGGCUUCACCAAGUUCCUGAAGGAGGGCGUGAGGGCGCGCUGGACCCACCCGCUGUUCCCGUCCCUCUCGUACCCGACCUGGACCUCGCUGGUGACGGGCCAGUACGCCGAGAACCACGGCGUCGUCGGGAACUACUUCUACGACAGCGCCACCAAGGAGGAGUUCUCGCUCUUCGAUGUCGACUCCACCGGCAAGCAGAAGUCAGCAACUACCCACAUACCAUAUAUAAUUCCAGUGUGUAACACUGAACACACGGACAACACAGGCCACAACUUUGGGCCCGAUUCCGAGGAGGUCCUUCAGGCCGUGCGAGAUCUCGACGAUGUCUUGAGAAUGCUGAUGGAGGAGCUUGAGAAGAGAGGAAUGACUGACCAUGACAUCGGCCCCUGGCUUAGAAGCGAGCUACGAGAAGGAUUGGACGAUGUGCUCGACCCAAGCUUCGUCGAGAACAUGCUGAUCAGAGGAGCAGAUGAGAGAAGUCGAGAAUUGAUACACGUAUCUGACGAGGAUAUAAGGUGUAGGGAUCACUCGGGUAUCACUCAGGCUAUGUCGGGUUUCAGGACAGCCAGUGGUAAUGGCACAGCAUGCAAAUUAGAAAUUCAUUACAUUGCUUAUUCUUUACAGGUGUAUGCUAGUCUGAUGAAGAUGACUGGAGUGAAUGUAUAUAAGCAUAAUGACAUUCCAGAGAAAUACCAUUUCAAGAACAAUAAAUAUGUCCAUGAGAUCGUGGUAUCAGCUGAAAAAGGAAACUUUGUGAUGGCAUCCCAUUCAGACAAGCAAUUACCUGCCCGUUCUGACUUUGUAUACUAUGGUGCUCACGGCUAUGACCCAGACGUACAGGACAUGAAGGGAAUCUUCUUUGCAAAGGGUCCAGCCUUCCAGAAAGGAAAAAUUAUUGAACCCAUUCACGUCGUUGAUGUGUAUCAGGUGCUGACCCAUGUGCUUGGCCUGACCCCACAACCCCACAAUGGCACUUGGAAUCAUGUUCAAGAUGCCUUUGUUCAGAGCACACCAGCAACACACGAUGGUCAUGUUCAUAUGAACAGUAGUAGUCAUGAUCAUGCUGCUACAGGUGUUCAUAAUCAUACUCAGAUGGGUGAUCAUGAUCAUACUCAGAUGGGUGCUCAUGAUCAUGGUAAUAUGGGUGCUCAUAAUCAUGAUGAUAUGAGUGCUCAUGAUCAUCCUCAUGUGGGUACUCAUGAUCAUGAUGAUUAUGAUUAUGACCAUGAUGAACACAUGGGAGAUCAUGGUCAAAUGAGUGACAGCGGACAUAUGGCUGAUCAUGACCACAUGAGUGAUGAUGAUCAUAAUAUGCAUAAACACGAUCACAGUCAGGAGCAUUCACGGUCCGGCAGUGCAGCACCCUCUUUGGUAAUGGCUACUCUAAGUGGUAUUUUGGCAGUGCUUCUGCUGUAAAUCAGAUUUUAAAUUCAAAUCUAGUGGGAGAGUUUGUGUAUUUUUUUAUUUUUUCUUUAGAUCCUAAUUUCAUAGUUUAUGACAUUGACAGAACAAUAGUGUAUUUGUAAAACAUGAUAACAACUAAGGAAAUUAUUUUCUUGACUUACAUAUUAACAGAUUAACUUCUGAUUGAUUUCAAUGUGUUAUUACAGAGGGUUUACAUUAUCUCAAAGAACAGGAAUUUUGAAAGCAUUCUUUAUAGGCUGGUUCACUUAAAGGACUGAUGUGGUGAUGUAUAUUAAAAGGAUAUGAAAUUUAUUUUCAUUUAGAUAUAUUUAAAUGGAAUAAAAACAUUGAAUCUA
Messenger RNA from Penaeus vannamei (Pacific white shrimp), 2066 nucleotides. The record is from RefSeq and is a predicted model, not a curated record. Lineage: Eukaryota; Metazoa; Arthropoda; Malacostraca; Decapoda; Penaeidae.